This is a messenger RNA of Dunckerocampus dactyliophorus (ringed pipefish), 5707 nucleotides long. It is a transcript of the gene esrrgb, whose product is annotated as estrogen-related receptor gamma b. The transcript has 7 exons. Gene Ontology annotation, cellular component: nucleus. Bases 289 to 1662 code for a protein of 457 amino acids. NCBI's taxonomy places the organism in Eukaryota, Metazoa, Chordata, Actinopteri, Syngnathiformes, Syngnathidae. Gene Ontology annotation, biological process: regulation of DNA-templated transcription. Gene Ontology annotation, molecular function: steroid binding; sequence-specific DNA binding; zinc ion binding. The record is from RefSeq and is a predicted model, not a curated record.
CUGGCGUGUGCGCGUUCUCGCUCCCUCUCUCUCUCUCUCUCGCUUGCAUCCUCCCAUCUUCACCCUCUCCAUCAUCUUCUCCUCCUGCAGCCUCGGUGGCGUUUUCCGGGUCACACGGGGGGAGGGCGGGGUUACCAACACCCUAGGAAGACCUGAGCAACAUUUAGUGCAAGAUGAUGUGGAGACUCGGGAAGUGAGCUCCUCCUCAUCCAACCUUUCUAAAAGCUUUUUUUCCACCCCCCGACCUGUCUUUUCUUCUGCAACAUCUGGAAUGCUUAACGUGGACUGAUGGAUGUUUCCGAACUGUGCAUCCCUGACGCGCUCUGCUACCAUAACCAGCUGCUCACUAGAAUGCCCUCUGAGGACCGACACCUGUCCUCCAGCUGUGGUUCCUACGUCAAAACCGAGCCCUCCAGCCCGUCAUCCUCGCUAGUAGACACCGGCAGUCACCACAGUCCCAGCGGCAACUCGGACGCCAGCGGCGGCUACAUCAACGGCGGCGGCGGGGUACGCUCGCACGUCCUGGACUCGCCGCCCAUGUUCAACCCGGGCAUCCACGGCGGCGGGGCCGCCUGUUUACGCCGCUACGACGACUGCUCCGUCGGACUGGCGGACGAGUCACCCAUCAAGUGCGAGUACAUGCUCAACGCCAUUCCCAAGAGGCUUUGCCUGGUGUGUGGUGACAUCGCGUCAGGGUACCACUACGGCGUGGCCUCCUGUGAAGCCUGCAAGGCCUUUUUCAAAAGGACGAUACAAGGUAACAUCGAGUACAGCUGCCCGGCCACCAAUGAAUGCGAGAUCACCAAAAGGAGACGCAAAUCCUGUCAGGCGUGUCGCUUCAUGAAAUGUCUGAAAGUUGGCAUGUUGAAAGAAGGUGUUCGUCUGGACCGAGUGCGAGGAGGACGCCAGAAGUACAAACGGCGGAUGGACGCGGAGAACGGCGCCUACCUCGGCCUCACCAUCCCGCCGCCAGCAAAAAAGCCUUUGACCAAGAUCGUGUCCCAUCUGUUGGUGGUGGAGCCCGAGAAGAUCUACGCAAUGCCCGACCCCACCAUGCCCGACAGCGACAUCAAGGCUUUGACCACGCUGUGUGACUUGGCCGACCGCGAGCUUGUGGUCAUCAUCGGCUGGGCCAAACAUAUCCCAGGCUUCUCCACGCUGUCCCUGGCCGACCAGAUGAGCCUCCUCCAGAGCGCCUGGAUGGAGAUCCUGGUGCUAAGCAUCGUCUUCCGCUCGCUGCCCUGCGAGGACGAGAUCGUCUACGCCGAGGACUACGCGGUGGAUGAGGAGCAGGCGAGGAGCUCGGGCCUGCUGGACCUGCACAUCGCCAUCCUGCCGCUGGUGCGACGCUACAAGAAGCUGCGCGUCGACAAGGAGGAGUUUGUCACGCUCAAAGCCAUCGCGCUCGCCAACUCAGACUCCAUGCACAUAGAGAACAUCGAAGCCGUCCAGAGGCUCCAGGAUUCCCUCCACGAGGCCCUGCAGGACUUUGAGGCCUCCCAGCACCCGGAGGACCCCCGGCGGGCGGGCAAGCUGCUCAUGACGCUGCCUCUGCUCCGUCAGACGGCCACUAAAGCGGUGCAGCAUUUCUACAGCAUCAAAAUGCAGGGCAAAGUCCCCAUGCACAAACUCUUCCUGGAGAUGCUGGAGGCCAAGGCUUGACACUGCAUGGUACAGGUCUGACAGACAGCUGCACCAGCCAAUAGGAGGCCAGGGACAUGUUUCAUUAUGAAUAUAUACUGUAUAGAUGCUGAUGUGCCAACUGGUUGGGAGCUUGGAAGACAUUUUGACAGCUGUGAGGCGGAUACCAACACGAUGAUGUAUAUGAAAUGUACAGAAACGAGGCAGGGGGGGCCUUGUUAUGUAACCACAGGCCAGCUUCUCUUUCAUUUGACGAUAAAUGUCCUAACAGCGCCGUAGCCACAUGCUGUCAUUUUAUACUUUCUAAUCUCAACAAUAGUCCACUACUACUGUGUGUAUAUAAUACUUGUGCUGUAUGUUGUCUGGCCAGUCUUCUAAAUAUUUACCUCGUCGUAGCGUCGUCAAUUCUGGUCGGGCUCGGUGCUGGCAGAAGGUGGUUUGGCCGGAGAUCGGUUUGCACUAUAAGCACCCCGUAAAUGUGCAAUAAUAAUAAUAAUAUAUGACAACAAUGAACAGGAACAGGAACCGCCUUUUCUAGCCAUGAUACUGUAAUCCUAACAGGCCCUGCGAAUGUGACCUCUGCAAUAAAUAUCAUGUGGAUUGUCGUAUCACGUUGUGUUCGUACCGUACGCUCGCUUCUUUUGUUAACGCGCUCUUCCUGCGGGCUUCAUGCCAAAGUCCAGUUUGAAACAUUGCAGGAGCAUUCGUGCUACAUGAAUGAAAAUGAAAAGAAAAAAAAUAUCCCAAUGAUAAGUCGCAAUGAAAUGAAGACAAUUAUGAGAUUAAACAGUCAUAUUUAUGAGAUAACAUCAUACUUAUGAGAUAAACAGUCAUAAUUAUGAGAUACAAACUCAUAAUUAUGACAUCAAAAUUCAAAAUUAUGAGAUAAAAGUCAGAAUUACAAGAUAAAAAGUCAGAAUUAUGAGUUAAAAAGUAAAAAUUAUGAGAUAAAAAAUUUUAAUUAUGAGAUAAAAAGUCAAUUAUGAGAUAAAGUCAUAAUUAUGAAAGAAAAAAUCCAAAUUAGGAGUUAAAAAAGGCAUAAUUAGGAGCUAAAAAGUCCAAAAUAGGAGAUAAAAAGUCCUAAUUAUGAGAUAAAAGUAAACAUGAUGAGAUAAAAAGUCCUAAUGAUGAGAUAGAAGGAGCGCAUGUGCCGCCUUCUUCACCGCAGCCUUUGUUGACGUAGCACUCGGCACAUGCGCUCCUUCUAUCUCAUCAUUUCCAUUUACCAUUGGGAUAUUUUUGUCCUUCCAGUGGAGGAAUCGGGCUUCCAUAAAAAUUCCUUUCCAUGUGCGGUCAAACAAACAUGUAGUCAGUGCACGUCUGUGCCUGUCGAUGACUCAAUUAGUGGCGCCCCCUAUGGGCUGAGGCCAAAAUGCUUUGGAAGACACGCAAUCGUGGUCCGCUGUAACUUUGGGGUGCUUGGAUGAAUCACCACCAAAUGUGGUGCACGCCUUUAGCGGACUGAAAGGCACACGUGUGUCAAAUGUGAGCCAGAUUGGUUGAAAAACAUGGCUGCCAUCGAGCGCGACGCCUUUGACACUUGGCAUCUAGUUGUCCUUAAGUCACGGAGCAUUCGAGGAUAUUUGUAUUGCAUGUUUGCUACCACAACCCACAGGGGGCGCUGCUAAUAUCAGGAGACGUCCUAAUUUAGUCACAUGACUGUAUCCUUAAAUCAGGGGUGUCCAAAAUGCCGGCCGGAGGCCAUUUAAAAAUAUAAUUUAACAAGAAAUCAACAACAUCAGCAAAAAAGGACAAAUCAUCAGUGUUUUACAAGAAUAAAGUCAAAGUGUUAAAAGAAAAAAGUUGUAAUCUAAUGAGGAAAAAGUCGUAAUUCUACAAGAUUAAAGUCAUGAUACCGUGAGGAAACAUAACGUCAUUUUAGCUUUUAGCUUUUAGCUUUUAGCUUAAGGUUGAAAUAGUCAAGAAAAACUUUAUUUUUGUUUAAGUCGUAAUAUCAUGAGUACGACGGUACAUGAGGGCCGCAAUGAAACAAAAUAAUCUCAGAUUUCCAAAAAAAAGUUGUAAAUUUACAACUUUUUUUCUCAUAAAUUUGCAAAUUUAUUCUCGUAAAUUACAAAUUUUUACUCAUAAAUUUACGACUUCUUUCUCAUGAAUUUAUGACUUUAUUCUCGUGAAUCUACGACUUUUUUCUCAGAAAUAAACAACUUUUUUUUCUCAUGAUAUUCCGACUUUAUUCUCGUAAAUUAAUGACUAUUCUCAAAAUCCCAGAUAUGUUUUUUUUCAAUGUGGCCUUAAUCCCUAAAACUCUCUGGUAAAUUUAAAAUCUUAUUCUCGUAAAUGUAUGACUUUUUUUACAUUAUUGUACAACUUUAUCCUUGUACUAUGACAACUUUUUUUCUUGUAAAUUUCUCAUAAAUUUACGACCAUAUUCUCGUUAAUUUACAACUUUUUUUCUCGUUAAUUUACGACUUCUUUCUUGUAAAUUUACAACUUUAUUCUUGAAAUCUCGGAUUAUUAAUAAUACUACCUAAUACUUUCUCGUAAAGUUACGACUUUAUUCUCGUAACAUUACAACUUCUUUCUCGUAAAUUCAUGACUUUUUUCUAGUAAAUUUCAAACUUUAUUCUCGUAAAUUUAUGAUGUUUCCUCCCAAAUUUAUGACUUUAUUCUUGUAAAUUUUGGACUUUUUUUCUCAUAAAUUUAACGACUUUUUUUUCUUGUAAUAUUACACCUUUUUUCUCGUAAAUUUAUGACUUUUUUGUCCUGUAAAUUUGCGGCUUUAUUCUCGUAAAUGUACAACUUUUUUCUCGAAAUCUCAAGAAACGUGGCCGUGAUACUAAAAAAAAAAAAGAGGAAUAAAGUCGUAAUUUUUGGAAAAUGAGGUUGCAAAAAAGCUAUGUUCCGAGAAUAAAGUGAAGCUAUGAUGGGAGUAAAGUGUAACUUCUUAGCGUGUCACAAAAUAUCCAAGUGGCCCUUGCAUCCUGUCAUUCUUCAGUCACUGUCCCCCGGUGGAAAAGCUCGGACCUCCCUGCCUUCAAUGUGGAACAUCAGCCUCGAUCUUGACCACGUCGGAAGAAGGCCCUCAUCCAAGAGAACGGUUUCAUAACUUUGUUCUCAAAUGGAUGUUAAGAAAAUAAAGAAGCCUUCUAAAGCGGUUCUAGUAUCAUCCAAUUAAUUCUAAUCGUCUCCCGUGCUGAAAUUCUCAAUAGAAAUGGAGCAAUUAAAUUCGGCUUUGACUCCACCUCGGGGACAGGGGUGGUUUUAUUUCGGAUGGCGGCGGCGGAGGCUUUGUCUAAACCUUUCCAAAGGCAAUUUCACGGGCGUCCGUAAUAGAUCCAUAAGCGAGGGAUCACUGGGCUAUGCAAAGCAGAAGACGACGGCCAUCUUUGUUGCUGUUUUUGUGUACAAACAUGCUUGUACUGUGCUUUAUGGCCGCGUCCAUUAAAGGCCGUCUGGCUACUUGACACAUUGGGAGUGAAUUGUAGCCUUCUAUACCGUACCUGGCACACCCCAUACCUCCAAUUCAUAUUUUGAGAAGUACACUGGGUUUGGAAGCGGGCCACGGGAGGCUCCUCCUGGGAAUCGGUGGCACAGAAAUAAAGUGACAUCACUGGCUGGCGUAUUAAAAAAAAAAAAUGUAGAUGAAGCCGGCGCGAUUGGGGAGCACAUUCCUCGGAGGAGAAAGCUGCUUAUUCUGCUGCUGCUGCUGCUGCUGCUGCUGCUGUUCCAUUUGUGGACUUAUCUUGCCGCGCUCAUCAUGAUUUACAUAAAACAUAGAGGAACCUCCUCCACGUCCUGGCCCGUCCCGUAUAAGGGACCCUGCGGUGCGUGCAUGUGCGCGUUUGUGUGGGUGUGUGUGAGUGAGAUUACCCAGGAGGUUUCCUCCCCCUCUCUAAAAGCAAUAUGUUACCAAUUGUCAUAUAAGAAGUGAAGGUGUUGAUGAUAAAGCUACACUGCUGUGUAACUACUGUAUGCACUCCUAUACUGUAGCAGCAAAGAGCCACAGAUGGUUUGCAAUGUGCUUUUCUUUAUUGUGUUCAUUCUCCACUGUAUCCAUAUGUAAAUAUGACCCCCCCCCCCCUUUUUUUUGGAUUGAUUUAGAUCU